UUUAUGUCUCAUAGGAGAAAAAACGUCGGGCUGAGAGGGGAAAAGUGACACGCCACCUUGAUUUGUAUGAUCGACGUCUCUGCCUGAAUGAUGUGACUGUGCAUUGGACAAGGAAGGACAAAGGGUUCUCGGCAUUGGUGUUUUGGUGACCCCUAUUGAUUGCUCCUGCCUUCCUACUUACCUAGUUACUCGUCUAUACCAACCGGGAAAUACGCUCACCUCAACCAUAACGAUCCCUGUCACAUCCAAUCAAUAUAUUUCGGAAUCCAUCAAACCCAGACCAGCCAUGCACCAACGCAUGCAAUUCGACGACACAGCAUGGGAAAAAGGCGAAGAAAUCUCCGAGAACUGGCUGCGUCGAUUUCUAGACCCCGAGUUACUGAGACCCCUCGGGCGCUUUGUCUGGAGACACCAUGAGCCCGACGAAGUGACCGAAUUCGGGGCACUCAGCAAGGGCUUCUUCAACAUCUGUGUGCGGAUGAAGUACAGAGAUGAGAGCUCCUCCAUGAUCCGAUUCUCGCAGCCCGGGGUCUCGAUGUUUCCCGAAGAGAAGAUUCGCAAUGAGGUCGCCGUGAUGCGGUAUAUCCAUGACCGGACGUCGAUUCCUGUUCCAUUUGUCUUGCAUUGGGGAGCAGAGGGGCCGUCGAGGCUUGGUCCGUUCGUUCUGAUGGAGUAUAUUGAUCAUGAUGGGGAUAUGGUUGAUGCUCUCAAUACACCGGGUCUUGCGCUUGCAGACGCUCCGAUUUUGGAUCCACAUAUUGACGAAGAAAAGCUUGAGGAGCUUUAUGGACAGCUGGCGGGUGUUUUGCUGCAGCUCUCCACUCUAGCUCUGCCUCGAAUAGGCUCUCUUAACCAGGUGGAUGACUUUACUUGGGAGGUGACACGCCGUCCCUUAUCAGCUGGUAUGAACGAGCUUGUCCGAGUAGGGACUCUGCCUCGAUCCGAGCUCCCGAACCAGAACGCCACAUUUGACUCGGCAGCGUCGUAUUUUGAAGCCCUCGCUGAGCUCCAUAUCAAGCAUCUGGUUCAUCAGAGAAAUGAUGCGGUAGACUCUGCGAAUGAUUGCCGGCGAAAGUAUGUUGCUAGACAGCUCUUCCGCAGACUCGCUAGGUGUGAUAAACUUACAACUUCGGCACUCAAAAAACGGCCAUUCUGCGUGUGGUGUGAUGAUUUCCGUCCAGCCAACGUUCUUGUGAAAGAUUCCCAAAUUGUUGGAGUCUUAGACUGGGAGUUUACCUAUGCCGCUCCGGCAGAGUUCUCCUGUGCCCCGCCCUGGUGGCUUCUUAUCGAAAAGCCCGAGUACUGGCCAGGAGGCUUGGACGAUUGGACAAAUGUCUUUGAAAAGCGCUUAGAGACUUUUCUCAGGGCCAUGGCACAGACCAAAUCUUUGCAAGGUAGGGCCAACGCGGAUGGAACACACGGAACUGCCCAAGCUGCUGCAAAUGGGGGACGUUAGACCUCGUCAUAGCUGUCAUUAUAGUUGAAAGAAUGUCGUGCAUAAGGACCUUGAGGAAAGCCAACGGAG
Molecule: messenger RNA, 1525 nt
Organism: Aspergillus heteromorphus CBS 117.55
Lineage: Eukaryota; Fungi; Ascomycota; Eurotiomycetes; Eurotiales; Aspergillaceae
Product: phosphotransferase family protein
Exons: 1
Coding region: 287-1456 (389 amino acids)
Source: RefSeq, a predicted model, not a curated record